Molecule: messenger RNA, 3570 nt
Organism: Pipra filicauda (Wire-tailed manakin)
Lineage: Eukaryota; Metazoa; Chordata; Aves; Passeriformes; Pipridae
Gene: ZMPSTE24
Product: zinc metallopeptidase STE24
Exons: 10
Coding region: 763-1992 (409 amino acids)
Biological process (GO): CAAX-box protein processing
Cellular component (GO): endoplasmic reticulum membrane
Molecular function (GO): metalloendopeptidase activity
Source: RefSeq, a predicted model, not a curated record
CGUGGCGGGGGCCGGGGCUGGGGCCGAGCGACGCGAGGCCUGUCGCCUGCCUGGGGAGGGCUCGGCCCUGUCCCGGGGUGCGGCCUCAGCAGGUGGUGAGGAUGCUCACAACGAUGAGUUGUGUGAGUGCGGUGGGGUCACUGGCGGCCCAGCACCCCCAGAAGCUCGAUUCUCCUCCCCGGGACAGCUGAGAGAGCGGGAAGAGCAAAAAUGAGGAAACGCGUGGGUUGAAGUAACGACAGGUGAAGGACAGAGCGGGGGAAACCCCGCAAGCGCUGCACAGGCCGUCGCUCGCCACCUCCAGGCGAAGGCGAUGCCUGGGCGGCCUCCGAGUGAUAGCCACCCUGGAAGGCACGUCCCACACCCCUUUUCGUACGCCAGAGUAUAUCAUUACACAACACGGAGUGUCCCUUCUGUCAGGUCUUGGCUGUCUCCUGCCAGCAGGUUCUCCACCCCCAUCCUGCCCGUGGGGCAGAGCAGGGUCAGCCCUGGCAGGUUCAGCAGCAGCCGCACACCGGGGUGUCUCCAGCGCCCAGAACGCGGGGCCAUCCCCGCGCACCUGUCCGUGCCAGGCCCGGGUGGGCAGCGCUGCAGAGGACAGGGAGCGGUGCUGCCAGCUCCUGUGAGCCCUGUGAUCGGGGAUACUGCAGACUGGUGCCCCGGGCAGAGGGAGAAUGUGUUUUGAAAUGACAGAGUACCGUUUGAGAAGGGAGACGGGUGUAUAGAACAACAACACAUGUACCACAAGAAUUGGGACAGAUCAUGGAUUCAGAAACAUUUGAAAAAUCUCGUCUCUAUCAGCUGGACAAAAGUACUUUCAGCUUUUGGUCAGGCCUCUAUUCAGAGAUUGAGGGCACUAUGAUUCUCCUCUGUGGAGGAAUUCCUUUUCUCUGGAAACUGUCUGGUCAGAUCUCUGGUCAUGCUGGAUUUGGACAAGAAUAUGAGAUUGUUCAGUCAUUGGUAUUUCUGCUGCUUGCAACACUCUUCAGUGCUGUGACUGGUCUCCCAUGGAGCUUAUAUAAUACAUUUGUCAUAGAAGAGAAACAUGGCUUCAAUCAACAGACGCUGGGAUUUUUUUUUAAGGAUGCUAUCAAGAAGUUUGUUGUGACUCAGUGUAUUCUGUUGCCAGUGACAUCUCUUCUGCUUUACAUUAUUAAAAUAGGGGGAGACUACUUCUUCAUCUAUGCCUGGCUCUUCACCUUAGUUGUUUCCUUGGUGCUUGUUACAAUCUAUGCAGACUAUAUUGCACCUUUGUUUGAUAAAUUCAUUCCACUUCCGGAGGGAGAGCUCAAGCAACAAAUUGAAACAAUGGCAAAGAGCAUUGACUUCCCGUUGACUAAGGUGUAUGUUGUUGAAGGUUCGAAGCGUUCUUCUCAUAGCAAUGCUUAUUUCUAUGGAUUCUUCAAGAAUAAGCGGAUAGUGCUCUUUGACACCCUCUUGGAAGACUAUUCUGCAUUGAACAAAGAACCAGCAGAAGGAGAAGAUGGUGAGAAUGAAGAAACAAAGUCUAAAACCAAAAAUAAGAAACAAGGAUGUAAAAAUGAAGAAGUUCUAGCUGUACUUGGUCAUGAAUUGGGUCACUGGAAACUAGGUCACACUGUCAAAAAUAUUAUUAUCAGCCAGAUGAAUUCCUUCCUCUGCUUCUUCUUGUUUGCUGUGCUAAUUGGUCGAAAAGAACUCUUUACUGCAUUUGGUUUCUAUGACACCCAGCCUACCCUGAUAGGCUUGAUGAUUAUUUUCCAGUUCAUUUUUUCACCUUACAAUGAGGUUCUCUCAUUUUGUUUGACUGUAUUAAGCCGACGGUUUGAGUUUCAAGCAGAUGCAUUUGCCAAGGAACUUGGGAAGGCUAAAGACCUAUAUUCUGCUUUGAUCAAGCUAAACAAAGAUAAUUUAGGUUUCCCUGUUUCUGACUGGAUCUUUUCAAUGUGGCAUUACUCCCACCCACCCCUUUUAGAAAGACUUCAGGCCUUGAAAGAUGCAAAGCAAGAGUAACAGGAAUCAUUGCUGGUUCAGAGACACUGCUUCCAUCUCAGAAGCAAAGUUCAGAGCUGCUUUUUAAUUUUUUUUAAAAAAUUGAUAAUGCCAAUUAAGUGCACUGUUAACAUCACCACAGAUCUGAGAAUCCUGAAACAGGUGUUAAAUUAUAAAUUACUUCUUUUUAACAAAAACAAAACUGUGGAACUUAAUUUAGAAAAAGUACUGGGUGAUGACCUUUCCCCUCCUCCCCAAUGACUUUUAUUCAAAGUAUAGACUUUUAAAGGGAGGAAAACGAGCGUAGACUUCGAAGCACCUUUUUCUUCAGUUUGUGUAUGCCUUGAAAAUUGCUUUUGAUCCUCUUUCCAUUCUCUGCGUUCUGUGAACCUUCCCGGUCUUACUCUCUUCACAGUGAAGAGGCUUUGGGUGACUUGAUUUCCUGUAUAAUGAUACCUGUACUCACCAGUCAGUGUGUUGUGUUUUAAAAAGCUGAAUGCAACAGCAGCCUUUCUCCUGGAUUCAUGUUUGUCAUAAUGAAAAAUGCUACAUAAUAAAACCUUUCUCUGAAAUGUGGGAAGAAGGAUGAAUUACAACUGAGGAAAUGUACCGUGGCUUCCUUGAAAAUGAGCACUAGUUGGUAUUAAGUAGCAUUAUAGUGGGAUUAGGCUGCUCCUCUUCCCCACUGUGCUGCUGGGGGUGUGGAAGGAUGUUACAGGAAUGGCAUACACAUGUUAGAGAAAGAUACUAAUUCUCUCUUGUUCUCUCUUUUGCUUGCAAGUGGGAUGGUUAACAGCUUUCCCACACCUCAGGUCCUCCAUUUCGGUUCUUCUUUGCCUAGAUUUUUUGUGUAUAUGGAAGUGUCCAGUUGCUCAGCAAGUGUAUCAGAGCCAAGCUUUCAUUCUGAGAGGGUUUGUCAUCCACUCCAUGGAGGGUUUUCCAUUAAUAUGAAUCCAGUUCAAAUAGCAGUGCUGGAAUAUUUGUUCUUCAUCAUUGUUCUUUUAUAUAAAAAUUGUUCUUAUAUAUAUAAAAAAGCCCAGGAAACAGUUUGCCCACAUCGAUUAGUGAAGAAUGAAGUGAGUAGUAAUUGUGGAAAUGGCUUCGGCAUUGAUUAUUUCAGACUUUCCUGAUGAAAGAUGCAAUUAAAUUUACUUUUGUUGAAAUAAAGAUAAAAGUUACAUAUAAGUUUGCAUGUGCAUACAAAUGUUUUGGACCAGCCUGAAUGCACAUACUUCAUAUAAAAAUUAGGGUUUCUAUCUGCAGUAAAUUAAAAAGUUUUGCUCAGCUCUGUACAGAGGUCAUCAAAGCAAAUUGCCAUUGUUUCAGAUGUCAGAGUAUUCUUAGAUCCUUUAUUGAUAGCUUUGUUUCCUUUUCUGAUCAUAAGGAAAAAUGCCUUUAUAAGAUGAUGGGCAUGAUGAUGUCUCAGAUGCAACAAGAUGUUGCUGCAAGUCCUUUGUAUGCCUUAUUCUAAUUGUGUUUAUACCCCAGCAAAUACAGAGCUAAAUUAUAAAUAUGGAUUUAGGAUUUGGUUUUACAAAUAUGGAAAGCCUAUAUUUGUCAUGUUAACUGCAUUUAAUAAAUGGCUCUCAAAAAUAAAAG